This is a messenger RNA of Synchiropus splendidus (mandarinfish), 2291 nucleotides long. RefSeq names its product ethanolamine-phosphate phospho-lyase (gene etnppl). Lineage: Eukaryota; Metazoa; Chordata; Actinopteri; Syngnathiformes; Callionymidae. Gene Ontology annotation, molecular function: ethanolamine-phosphate phospho-lyase activity; pyridoxal phosphate binding; transaminase activity. The transcript is spliced from 13 exons. Bases 32 to 1510 code for a protein of 492 amino acids. Gene Ontology annotation, cellular component: mitochondrion. The record is from RefSeq and is a predicted model, not a curated record.
GAGCGCGCUCUCGAGAUCGUGCGCGUGUAUAAUGAGGGACUCCGGUCGUCUCCAACAGUUGAAGGAGGAAGAGAUCGACACGUCAGGCGAGAUGGAUAAAAACAAAACAAUCGACCUGAGGAAGAAGCAUGUUGGACCCUCGUGUAAGAUCUUCUUCAGCCAGGACCCCCUCAUGAUAGUCCGGGCCGAAGGUCAGUACAUGUACGACGAGAACGGCCAAAGAUACCUGGACUGCAUCAACAACGUAGCCCAUGUGGGCCACUGCCACCCACAGGUGGUGAAGGCCGGAGCUCAGCAGAUGGAACAACUCAACACCAACUCACGUUUCCUUCACGAGAAGCUGUCGCUGUACGCGCAGCGACUGCAGGCGACGCUGCCAGACAAGCUGUCUGUCUGCUACUUUGUCAACUCGGGAUCUGAGGCCAACGACCUGGCCCUGCGACUGGCCUGGCAGUUCAGCGGCCACAAACACAUCAUCACGCUGGAGAACGCCUACCACGGCCACGUCUCAUCACUCAUCGACAUUAGCCCUUAUAAGUUCCAGCAACUGUCAGAUGUGGAGCGGAAUGAAUUUGUCCAGGUGGCGCCGAGUCCAGACGUGUACCGAGGCAAAUACAGAGCGGACCACGAGGACCCGGCGACUGCUUAUGCAGACGAUGUUAAAAAGAUCAUAGAUGGUGUUCAGGAGAAAGGAGGAAUGAUUGCAGCGUUUAUAGCCGAGUCGCUGCAGAGCUGCGGCGGCCAGGUGAUUCCGCCCAGAGGCUAUUUCCAGCAGGUGGCAGCGCACGUCCGUAAAGCUGGAGGCGUCUUUAUUGCCGAUGAAGUCCAAGUGGGCUUCGGGCGUGUCGGCAGCCACUUCUGGGCCUUCCAGCUCCAGGGAGAUGACUUUGUUCCAGACAUUGUCACGAUGGGGAAGCCCAUCGGCAACGGCCACCCGAUGUCAUGCGUGGUGACCACCAGAGAGGUGGCCGAGGCCUUCAUGUCCUCUGGAAUGGAAUACUUCAACACAUUCGGCGGCAACCCGGUGUCAUGUGCCAUCGGUCUCGCUGUGCUCGACGUCAUUGACAAGGAAGAUCUCCAGGGAAACGCACUGAGGGUGGGAGGGUACCUGACCGGUCUGCUGGAGAAGCAGAAAGAGAAGCACCCCCUAGUGGGCGACGUCAGAGGUCGCGGGCUGUUUGUUGGGGUGGAGCUGGUGAGGGACCGAGUCACGCUCAGCCCUGCCACAGCUGAGGCCCAGGAAGUUAUCUACCGGCUGAAGAUGGAGCGGAUCCUCCUGAGCGCUGACGGGCCUCAUCGCAAUGUGCUCAAGUUCAAACCUCCCAUGUGCUUCAGCAGAGAAGAUGCUGACCUGGUGGUUGAGAAGAUCGACCAAAUCCUGACAGACCUGGAAGAGGCUACAGGGCUGAAGUCCACUGAAGACGGAGGGAAAAGAAAAACCAUGAAUCAGCAGAACGGCAAAUCAGAACACAGUUUGGUGACCACCCCCUCUAAAAGACAGAGGAGGUAACAGUCUCUGGCUCCAUCUUUCGAGGAGGUUUACACGUCAAUGCUUCCGAUUCUGGUUGAGCUGGCCAUCAUCAUGUGAUCAACUGUGUUUUAAUAUAUACAUGAGAUUCUAUUUUUGUAUGAUUAUUUUUGAUUCAACACCACUCGAAGUGUGGAAGUCACCACGUCGGUGCUCAGUGCUGCCAUCUUGUGUCGUGUGCACGACUCUCACUAGUGUGAAUGCAACCUGCGCAUAAGCGAACAGGUUUGUGAUCUGAUGCCUCCCAGUAUUUUUGGUGCGGAGACUGACCUGAUCAGGUGCGAAGCAGACGUCAACACUGUCAUGGCUUCACCUAGGCACACACUCGGUCUAGUAUUUAUAUACUUGUGGGGACAUUGUGAGGUUUUUCAAUGACAUUCUCAUUGACUUUCCCCAGCCGUCUCUCACCCUUAAACCUCCAAAACACAUGGCUCACCUUAACCAGGACUCUGAACCAAACUUACACCCAAUUUAAAUGACCCAGUCAUUUUGAAGUCUCCAUCCUCACAAUAGAUGGGUAGUGUUUUGUCAAGAAUUGGUCCCCACAAGGUAGGAUAAACAAGGCACACUAACACACACUGCUCCAGGGUCAGACUCAGUCGCGCCUCAUGACUGUUGUUGAGUCAUUGAAGACAAAGUCAGACAGAUGGGAGAUGAAUAUGAAGAAGAUUGGGAUUGAUGAAUGUGAUAUCACGAAUAAACAUUUUAACUUGGUUCUAGAAAUCUUAUGGAAAACACUGGCGUAUGAAUGUAUCGAAUAAUU